This is a messenger RNA of Aplysia californica (California sea hare), 12321 nucleotides long. RefSeq names its product trithorax group protein osa. The transcript has 19 exons. Lineage: Eukaryota; Metazoa; Mollusca; Gastropoda; Aplysiida; Aplysiidae. Gene Ontology annotation, cellular component: brahma complex; nucleoplasm; SWI/SNF complex. Bases 651 to 8987 code for a protein of 2778 amino acids. The record is from RefSeq and is a predicted model, not a curated record. Gene Ontology annotation, biological process: regulation of transcription by RNA polymerase II; chromatin remodeling; positive regulation of DNA-templated transcription. Gene Ontology annotation, molecular function: nucleosome binding; DNA binding.
UUGAUUACAGGAGAUGGAUGAAAAGAAUGCUCGUGACGCUUUACGACUCUGAAAAUGUAAACCUCCGCUGAGUCAAGGGACAGAGAAAAGAAUUCCCAAGUACUGUUAAGCGGAUGCUGUGUGCCAAAACAACACCGAUUGAGUGCAACCUUUCUGUAGAAGCGUGACAAACCGAAAGUAAUAAGCAGAACUUGUUUGCUAAAUGAUAGACUCUUGACCCUUUCACUUACACGCCAUUGCGUAUGAAUUUAAAACUGACUGUCGAAAACCUGUGAUAUUCCCGCUUAUUGAAGUGUACAAUAUUCUGUGUAUGAUAAGACCAUGCUGCCUAGCGCUUAACUUUUUUUCUUAUUUGUUUUUGUUGUUAUCCUGCAGUUGGCAUCGGCGUGGAACCACGUGCGACAUACUAUCAAGGAAUAAGAAGGAUCUGACAGGUCAACAGGAGACAACAGUGUGCCGUCGGUCGAGGACUCCUCUCGUUCGACAUAAGGAAGAAGAGUGAUACCAUUUUAUCAUAGAUUGUUCAUCAACAAUAGUUUUCAUCAGGCCAACUGUAGCACCCCAGAAAGCCAGAUGAUCGUCUUGUGAUUGUUCCAUCAUAUUUGGCCUUUUCAUUAUUAUGUAAAAAAACAAACGAACCAAUAUGACCAAUGAACUUUGGUCCUCCAGGGCCUGAAGGGAUUGCAUACAUUCAUGGAAGAAAUCAGGCUAGAAUUGGCCAAGAUCAUUUCAAUAAAAUGAAUGAAGAACCUCCAAAUAAUGGAUGCCCACAGCAGUCAGCUCAAGCCCAGAUGUCCGGACCAAACUAUGGAGGGAGAUAUCAAAGUGCAGAUUUCAGUGUAGGUGGAGGGACUGGUGCUGGUGAAGAUGGCGGUCCUUCAACAGCCACUGGGAAUAAUGAAUACGUGCCGUCAGGACAGCUUCAGUACCCAGGGCAAAGUCCCCUCUAUCCUCAAAGCUCAAGGACAUUUUAUCCCAGCUCUGCUAUUACUGUUAAUAAGCAUUCUCAUUCACUUGGACCAACCCAGUCCAUGACGGGCAGUUCUUCGGGACCCCCUGGGAUAGCAAACCAGAUGCAUGGUGCUGUUGGGAGUACUUUUUCACCCCAGAGAGUGCAUUCGAGCGCAAGUCACCCUUUCCCCGGGCAGCAAGCUGCAACAACUCCGACUCUAAAUCACUUGCUGCAGUCCACGAAUCCUGGCACUGCCCAGAAACUGUCACAGGCCUCUGGCGGCAGCAUGAGUGGUCGUGACGACAGCCUUCCUGGGAGCAUGCAAGUCAAAAACGAAAUGUCAUCAUCACCUCAUCCACCAUAUCUUGGUCACCAUCAACAACAGCAAGUUUGGGGAAUGAACUCCCGGGCAAGUCAGCACCAUUACCUAUAUCAACAUCAAGGACCUGGCUCUACAGGCUAUCGGAGUCAGUCUGGCGGCAGCAGCGACAUGAGCCAGGGCCGCCGGCCUGCAAUGGGGGCCAUGGGCGGAGGCUACCCACAGCAAGGUGGCCAGUACAUGGGUCAGCAGAUGCCUGCCAUGGGUCCAGGGCCCGGCCCCCAGCGCUUCAUGAUGGGUGGUGGACAGAUGUCCAACCAGAUGUACCCGACCCAGCCCCAAAUGUACAUGCCCCCGUCCCAACAGCCCCCCGGCCCGCCCGUCUCCCCGGCUGCAAGGCCCUUGACACCGCAGCAGUCACAGCUGCAGCAAAUGCAGAACAUGGUCUCCAACUCGCCCAAGCAGCCGUCCCCAGCCCCUUCCGUCUCCUCUGAUCAUGGAUCCACUCAUUCGAAUAAACAGGACGACAAUCAAGAUGUGAAAAUGGAGCCAAACAAUCCAGACGAUAUCAGCGGUGAAAACUCUCGAGGUUCCACCGGUGGCCCCCGCCCCGCCCCCUCCCCUGUGGGCUCGACAGGGUCUCGAUCAAACACACCAGCGUCCAUUCCAGGUGGCCAAGCUGGCAGUCCUAUGCCCGUACGUCCCUCCUCAGGGCAAGUGGAUGGAUCCAACCGAAUGACACAGUCCCCCAUGGCCACUCAAGGUUACAACCAGCAGAUGAUGCCCCCACCCAACAGCAUGGGCUACAUGCCCGGCUCAGGCAAGAUGGGUGGGGUGGCUCAGAUGCCAGGACAUUACCCACAGUACAACUCGCAGUAUCCCCAGGGGAGUUAUCCCCGCCAGCAGCCAGGAAUGGGAGGCAUGGGUGGUCCCGGUGGUCCCAUGUCAGGACCCAUGCAGAACUACCCGGGAUCCCAGCCCAACAUGUACCCCAACGGACCCGGCCAGAUGCCUGGAGGACCUAUGUACGGCAACAUGCCCGGCAUGAACAGAAACAUGGGCCAGUCGGGCUACGGCACGGGGCCCUUUGGUCAGGGCCCGGGCGGCAACAUGGGCGGCAUGGUGAACAGUCAGUACCCAGGCUACAACUCCCACAUGGGGCCCAUGCCCGGACAGCACGGCAUGCCUCCGCAGCAGCAGCCUCAGGGCCCCAUGCCCCCAGGCUCGUCACCCGGACCCCUGCCGCCCACCAUGGGCAGCCAGCCCCCUGGCACUGGCAUGAUGCCGCAGCAACACGGUGGCCACGGCUCCAACAAGGCCGUCCAGGCGGCCCAGGCAGCCAUGAUGGCAGCGGCCAACAGCACCGGCCCUCGCAUGUCGCACAGCCGGGGCUCCAUGAGCCCGUCACGGGGCAUGUUUCAGCAGUCGGGGCCCAACGGAGGGGCUGGUGGGGGGCCCCUGGCACAGAUGAACAGCAUGACAAAUUCUCCCAAUUUUGGCAGUCCGAGUUUGAACAGUAUGUCGAAUGCAGUGGAGCAGCUGGGCCGGGGCUCCAUGCCCCCUUCCUCCUCCUCCUCCUCCUCUGCGAUGGGAGGUGCAGGGAUCCCGUCAUCCACCCCUUCCCCAGUGCCUAAGUCCUCCCACAGUCCGGCAGCCAUGCCCAACAGCAACAACCUGUCGUCCAGUAUUGCUCACGGUGGCACUGACCACUGCCAGAACUCGCCUCUGUCCAGCACGGACACGCAGGAGUCCAGCUCGCGACCAAGCUCGGCAGCUCACCCCCCAGACCUGCCCCACGCCAGCGACACAACGGGCUCGGAUAGUUCGAGCGGCAUGCCCAGUGACUCCACCUCCGUGGACAGCGGUUUCCAUUCCUCGGACCAGGGGGACAAAACGUCAGACUCUAUGAGCACCCCCACCCAGUCGGUGCCCUCCCCGCUGCCCACCGGCGGCGGGCAACCCAACGGUGAGGCCUCCUCCUCCUCUCGGACAUUAGAGAACAUCAGCCCACCGGGUCAGCAUACUAGUCACCAUCCCCAGGCCCACCACGCUCCUCCCCAUCCUCCGCAUCCUCCUCAUCCUCACCACCCCAACCACCAGCAGAUGGGUGCAGACUCGAAACAGAUGCCUUACAGCAACGAUGGCAGUGGUGUUCCUUUACCGCCGUCCUGCAUCUCAUCUAACGCCAUGUCAUCCAUGCCUUCAUCCAGUGGCAGCGUCGUAACUACAGCAGUCACGGUUCCAAUGUCCACCCAGAGUGUUGCCUCCCCCGUGACCACGGUGUCGUCAUCGCUCCCUCACCACCCGCACCCCCACGCGCCACACCCUCACCAGCAACACAUGGGCCCCCACGGCGGGCCGCCCCACCCGAUGAUGGCCCCCCAUGGCGUGGGCCCGGCCAGCCACCCAGGCAUGAUGCCCAACGGCAUGCCUCCCUCCAACAUGAUGAGCCCCGGCCACAUGGGCGGCCCUCCCGGACAGAUGCCACCCAACAUGCCCCCCAACAUGAUGCCCAACAUGGGCGGACCCAACAUGAGCAUGAACCAGAAUGGGCCCAUGAUGGGCCCCAAUGGUCCCAUGAUGGGCCACAAUGGCCCCAUGAUGCCUGGUCCGCCGGGCAUGAACAAUGGCAGUGGCAACAUGCCCCAGAUGGGUCAUGGUGUGCCCCCUCAUCACCCACACCCGCAACAACAGCAACAACAGCAGCAGCAGCAACCGCAACAGCAGCAGCAGCAGCAGCCACCGAUGAAUUGCAUGCCCAUGGUCAACAACAACAACAACGCGACUUCUGAAGAACAGCCGGAGAAGAAGAAGAAAUCAAAGGAGUUGGAUGGUCUGCCUCCCAGCCAUGCCCACAUCCGGGCCGGCUCGGCAGGGGCACACUACUCUGAGGAACCCAACAGCCCUGGGGCCCUCAAGUCUUCAUCGGACCUCAGCAAGUUGUUUGAACUGGGGCCUGAGCCUGACCGCCGGCCCUUCCUGGAGCGCGUCCUGGCCUUCCUGGAAGAGACUGGUCAGCCGGUCACCUCACUGCCAGUGAUUAGCAAAACACCCCUGGAUCUCUACAAGCUCUACUUCAGUGUACGCGAAAAGGGGGGCUUUGAAGAGGUUACAAGGGGUAAGAAAUGGCGCGAGAUCUGCACUGUGGUCAACAUCGGCACUUCAGCCAGUGCGGCGUUCACGCUGAAGAAGAACUACAUCCGCUACCUGUUCAACUACGAGUGCAAGUUUGACCGGGGCGGCAUUAACCCGGCCCCCAUCCUAGCCCAGAUGGAGGCCCAGCUGGCCCACAAGCGAGAGCAGAAGAACAAGAGGGCCCCCUCUCCAGCAGGAUCCAACUCGAACGAUGCAUUCCGGCCGCCAAGCACCCCCAACAAUCAAAUGGAUUCCACAUUUCCCCCCAACAUGCCCCCACCUUACAUGCAGACCCCAGACGGCAGUAUGGCCAACCCGCACAUGGGCGGCGGUAGCAUGAUGAUGCCCCCCAACAACAUGAUGAGCGGCCCGGGCCACCAUGGGAACAUGGGUUCAAUGAUGGCCCCUCCGGGUAUGGGGCCGUCCGGCAUGAUGGGUGGCCCCGGAGGGCCGGGGAUGAUGCCAGGGCAGCAGCCCAUGAUGCCCAAUAGCGGCAGCGGAGGAGGCAUGAUGGGAGGGCCUCAGAUGAUGCCGGGAGGACCCCCGGGCUAUGGAGGCCCCAUGAUGCAGCAGCAGCCACAGCCAGGAGGCCCCCCGCAGCCCCCGCAGGUCAGCAGUGCCAAUGGGCCUCUGGGCGCAGGCACCCCGGCCUCGGGCGGCCCUGUGACCUCAGACAGUAUCAGCGUGCAGGAUCCGUUCUCCGACGAGCCCAGCUUUGGGCAGCAGCAACAGCAGCGUGGCAGCGGCCCCCUGGUGACGCCACCGCCGCAGACCUCGCAGAUGUCCUCUGUAGCCACGCCCAUGUCCUCAGGCCACCCAGGCAUGCAGCAGAGCAGCAUGGCCACUUCUACGAUGACCAGCACGGCCAAUCGCUCUGCCAGCUCUUCGGGGGCGGGUUACGGCGCGGGUGACGCCCAGAUGCCGGGCGGUUUCUCGGGCAGCACUAGUGGCCGUCCAGGUGACGGCGGCAGCGCGCCGGCUGGAGGCCAGUACCCACCCUAUGGACAACAGUUUGAAAGGCCUGACAGGUUUGACCAGUCCAGCCCCAGCAUGGGCAUGCGACCUCCCGGCCCCACCCCCGGCAUGGCCCCGAGUCAGCAGCCACCUCAGCAGCCCGGGGAGAAUGGGGCUCCCAUGUACCCAGGCGCACGAUUCCCAGGGCCUCCGGGCCCCAUGAUGAGGCCUCCGCAAGCCGGGGAUGGGCCCAGUCAGUACCCACAGGGGCCGUACCAGGGCCAGGGGCCGUACCCCGGGGGACCAGGACCCCAGUACCCCAACUACCCCCAGACCAGCUCCGGUGCUUACCCUGGACCCCGCCCGCCGUAUGGGACGCCACGCAAGCGCUUUCCAGAUGAACACGGUUCAGCUCAAAAUCAGUACUCUGAUUGGUCAAACUCUGGGAUGGCGGGUCACAUGACCUAUCCGUCGCCUUCCCCCGACAGACAGGCUCCGUCCCCAGACGAUCUCAUGGGAAACCAGUGGUCUCCCCUCCAACGUUCCCGCAUGCAGCAAGGCACCCCAGGCUAUAUGCCCCCGGCCCCGCCAUCGACCCCGCCCAUGGGACCCUACGGCCGCCAGAUGGGCCACCGCAACUCUCCCCAGGCCAGGGAGUCCUCACGAUACAGCAGCAGCCAGAAGAUGCAGAAGCCAGCUUAUGGAGGUCUUACUGCUCCUCUCACCAAAAAGGAACUGAUUUUCCCCCCUGACUGUGUGGAAGGAGUCAGUAUAGCCACCACAAAGAGAAAACGCAUGACUACCAAGGACCUAGCCCCAUUUGAAGCCUGGCGUCUGAUGCUGGCACUCAAGUCGGGUCUGCUGGCGGAGAGCACAUGGGCGCUGGACACAAUGAACAUCAUGCUCUACGACGAUUCCUCCUUCGGCUACUUCAGCCUGGGCACCCUCCCGGGCCUGCUGGAGGUGCUCACGGAACAUUUCCGCCAGUGUCUCAUCCAGAUGUUUGAUGGCUUCCGAGAUCUGGAGAAGGGACAGUCUCGCAGGCAGCGCCACCAAGGCAGCAAGCAGCGGCUCAAGUCUUUACCGGCGUCGUCGAAGACGCCGGAAGAGUUUUUGAACGAACUGACUGAAAGUUUCUCUACGGGGGAGGGUGAGACAGAGGCCACGAAAAUGUUUCAGAUGACGGGGCCCAACUUCACGAAAGUGUCACGCAAAGGGCUGCCCGUGAAGUUUGACAGUUGUCCCACGGAUACCACAGUGUUGGAGUCGAAGUACUGGGACAUCUACACGCACUUCGACACAAAGCCUGACCACUGGUUAUCUGGGUGUGGUGACAUCACCGAUCACAUCCUCACUCAUCUGGAGAGUGACAACACUAACACAUUCUUGUCAGGGAGGUUCAGGAAGAAGAGGACGUGGGAUGCGGUGGGUCGAGAGGAAGAGGAAAGUUGUACCGAGCUGUCCUGCAGCAAAAAGGUGUGCAAAGUUGAAAUUGAAGAAAGGGAAGCCAGCAACACAAGUAGCUGUAGUGGGGUGGAGGAGGGUAGUGGUGUGGAGGAGGGUAGUGGGGAGGAGGCCGUGGAGGGGGAAAAGCAAACAGGAGCGAAGCCAUCAACAGAAACAAGCAGCAAAGACCAGAAGCCUUGCGUUAAAGUGGACACAGAGGCCAAGCCAGCCAGCAGUGACAAUUCCAAGGUGGAAACUAUUCAUUCCAGUGUGUGCAAUGGUGUGGGGAGUAGUAUAGAGCAGUCGGGAGAAGGUGUAGUGCAGGUGAAGGCGGAGCCCAUGGAUGAGGCAGAGUUUGCGGGGGCUUUAAAUAGCGAAGAUGCAUCAAAAAACACUUCGAAAUCGAGUUCUGAGGUUCCUAUAAACUGUGAGUCCAAAAGCAGCGAGGAGGGGAAGGAGAAGAAAGAUGGCCCAGAAGAGAUACAGCCUGUGACGGGUUCAGAACUGAAAAAUUCUGAUAAACUAAUAGAAGAGCAGCAGUCAGUGAAAAAGGGAUCUGAGAAAAUAGUUAUUGAUGAUUCAAAUAGCAAGCCUCUAGAAAAUGGUGACAUCGAAGAGCCGAAACUCUCCCCUAUGGUGAAUCACGAAGGAGACAGUGCGGCUAAUGGCAGCUGGAAAAAGGAGUUUUCCGAGAAGGGAGACUUGAAGGAAGGUGAGAACGACUGCAGCGACAGCUCGCCGCCGGUGCUGAAGGCGGAGUGCCUGGAUGGGGAGGAGGAGGUGGCGGGGGAGGACUGCAACACAGAGCCCCUCAACUCCACCAUGAACGUGAGCAGUGCCGGGGCCAGCAUGGAGGCGGACGCUAGCGCGGUGAUGGACACCAGCAGUCGCUCUGAGGCAGAGACCACCGAACUGAAGACGGAGCCCAUGGAGGAGGACAAAGCCACACAGGAGGUGGGGGAGGAAGACAGGCUGGCUGACACUCAGGAGCUUGCGGAGGAGAACGAAGAAGAGGAGAAGAAGGGAGAGUCCACUCCUGAGGAGAAUGGGCCUGGUGAGAAGAAAGGAGCUGAAGUGGGAUGCAGUACUAAUAAUGAUUCCCUCGUUUCUGAAACCGAAGAGUUGUCCGCCAGCAUUGUUGCUGACAUGUUGAAAGAGGAUGAGCAGAUUGAAGACGAAGCUUUCCAGAGAGAUGACCCACCCCUCACUGUUACGCCGGAGAGUAGGGACGAGCUGGGUCGCCGCUGCGUCUGCAUCUCCAACAUCAUCCGCUCACUGUCUUGUGUUCCUGGUAAUGAGAUUAAAAUCUGCAAGCACCCGGGUAUCAUGCGUGUGCUGGGCCGUCUGCUGCUGCUGCACCACAGCCACCCACAGAGACCGGAGCUGCGUAAACUGCCCAGCGGGGACGAGGACGAUGAAGAGCGGGAGGAACCUCCCCGCGUCUAUGACAACGAACACUGGUGGUGGGACUACUUGGACCAACUGCGGGAAAACGUCCUGGUCAUUCUGUCCAACAUCUGCGGCCAUCUGAUGCUGGCAAACUUCUCGGAGGAGGUGUGCUUCCCUCUGCUGGAGGGUCUGCUGCACUGGGUUAUCUGCCCGGCCUCCGUUGCCCGUGACCCGCUGCCCACGCUCCCACCAGGCUCCUUGCUCUCCCCCCAGCGUCUGGUGCUGGAGGCUCUGUGCAAAUUGUGCAUCCACGAGGCCAAUGUGGACCUGCUGCUGGCCACACCGCCCGUGAAACGUCUGCUGGAGCUCUACAACGUCCUGGUGCACCUGCUCGCCGACCGCAACCAGCCGGUCACACGCGAGUUUUCCAUUGUCCUGCUCUCUUUUCUAGUCCCCGGAGACUCUAGCGCGGCCCGGGCCGUGGCCCUGCAACAUCCGUGCGUCUCGCUACUGGUGGACUUUCUGGAAACGGCCGAGCAGAACGCCCUGUCCAUCGCCAACCAGCAGGGUCUGGAGGUCCUUCAGAGCAACCCGGAGGUGAUGGGCACCUCUCUGGACAUGCUGCGGCGCACGGCAUCCAUCUUGCUUCACAUGGCCCGCGUGCCAGACAACCGUAAGUUGUUUGUGCCCCAGCAGCCCCGUCUGCUCAACCUGGUCAUGUCCCAGAUCCUAGACCAGACCGUGUCCAACACUCUGUCGGAAGUUCUGUUUGAGUGCUCGCAGGUCUCCUGAUGGCCCGGCUGUCUGCUGCUGGUGUCUUACUCCUGCCCUGGUGCUGCACAGGGGAACAGUCUGGAGAACGGCCAUCCCCUGUCGGAGAAGCAACGUCUUGCUUAGAAGUCGGGGAGAUGGGUGUUUGAACCCCAUGUUCUCAUGUUGCCUGGUAGCCAAAAAGAAGAGGUUUUGUUUUAAGAAUUAGUUCUACUGGCUUGUGUUGCCGUCUGGGUAAAAACGUGCAAUGUUCUGGGGUGGUCGUUGCACACUGGUGAUCAACCAACCACUUUAAGUGGAAGAAGGCAGCACAAGCUGCAACUAUUUCGCUUGGAAGCCUGAAGGCAGUGCUGAACGUGAGAAAGCUGUGACUCAUUUAUUAGUGGUCAGGAUUUUCUGCAAGUGCCCAUUGUGGCCCCUUAGGCUUGCAAUAUCUUAGCUCCGGAAAAAACGUACCAAUGCUCUGAAGAACUAAAAGAGUGAACUUCUCUACGCAGAGCUGACCGAGCAAAGCCUAAACUUCUAUCAGAAGUGACACUGCUUGUUAUUUGGUCGGUUGACUUUGUACAAAGCUUUUAUUGACUGAAGAUGCUCUGUAAUUUUCUCCCAUGCUAUGACUUCUGUGCUUAGGUACCUAGAUCCUUGUUGAGUAUACGAGAAAGAGCAGAAACGAUUCUGGCGAAUUGUCGUGUUGGAUAAAGCCAACUUUGUGCUUUCCUGGACUCAUAAUUACUGGUUUGCUCAAACAUGUGUGCUUUGUUAAAAGAUUUUGAAUAUUUUUUUUUUCUUCAUGAGAAAUGACUUCAGUCCAAGGCAAAGGAGCUGCUGUGUAAUGAUGUUGGGCUUCAUCUAUCUGUCAGUGAAUAACUUAUUGUUGUAAUUUUAACAAUUUUUUUUCCACUCUGGGUACCCUGUUGUGCUGAAUUACGUUCUUUUUUUAAUGGAGAUUUUAUUCACUGAAGAAUUCUAAUGAAUGACUAUGAUGUUUCUUCCAUGUGUUCUUGAUGUAUUGCUGAGAAGUGUUGUCAGUUCGUACCCUUGGACGUUUGUGAAAAGUAACACGGAGAUUUGUCUUCGAUCUGUGGAGCAUCUGAGAGAUGUUGACAGGAUUUUUCUGUUUGUUUUUCGAGUAUUUAUUGGACAGUACCUGGUUACUUUUGCUUGAAAUGGUGCCCUAGAUUGAGAAGGGAGACUGACUUGCCUUUUUUGCCACAUGCUGAGGAUGGGCAUUUUGCUAGAAAAUAUCGAAAAUUUUGUCAACAGAAAUCUGUGAAUGGAGUAUUUUUGCAUAAUGGCUGUUAUUUGUUGUGCCGAUAACUGAUUUUUUUUUUUUCCUGUGUGGAAAUGCUGCAUUUCUGUGUAAUUGAGACUUACAAAAAUAAACAAAAAAAUUGUUAUUGGAAGAAAGGAUGGAUGUAUUAUGUAUUGCAUUGGUGUGUGUUUAUUGGGUAGAAAAAAAAUUCAGCAAACAAAUGGGUUAUUGAUACAUAAAUACCUCAUUUUCACUGUGGUUUGCAAUCAUUUGGAGGGGUGGGAGUGUGAGAAUUGCCAAGUUCUCCUCUGUCACUUUCCAGUCUCUUCGAAAGUGCAACCCAAAUAGCAGACUGGACAUCUUUAUUCCCCCAUCCCACCACCUCCCUGGAGGUUCAGUUGCUAUGAAAAGAAUUUGCAGAGAGCAGGAGAGAGUAAGAGAAAGAAAAAGAGAGAUGAGAUGUGAUGUUGCUAUAAUUUUGGAAUUCUGUAUUCUUCUUGAGCUUAUAUGACCUGGUCCCGUUUCCCCCAAGUUUGUGAGCAGCUGCUUUCAAACACCACACAAGCUACAUCGCAGAGUUGUAAGAGAUUCAGAGAAUCUGAACCUUACCUUUGGCUCUACUCAAAGUCCUCUUCUUGUAACUUAUUUUAUUUCUUGUACAUUUCAUGUAACAUAAUGUAGACUUCCCUUCCUUUAUACACUCAAGGAAAAUACUUCUACAUAGGCUGAGGAAUGUAGAAUAAUAGAAGUGCUGGAAAUGUCUAUACUGCCAUGUAAGAAUCAUAUCAUUUCAACUGCCUCAUUUCCUCCCGUCCCCCUUCCCCUGCUUAGAUACAUGAUGUAAAUACGUUAUAUAUACAAUAUGUAUAUAAAUAUGAUCUAGCAUUUCCUUUCUGCGGAAAGUUCAUUUAAUUCUGAUGCCAUAGUGAUUCAAUAUAAAUACAUGUGGAAGAUUAUAAGAGCAGAGUAUAACAAAUCUUUUGUGCAUAAUUGUUCCAUUUUUUUUCUCCUUUAACCGUACUGAUUGUGGAUCUGCAGUGUAAAUGAAGGCAGGUUUUAUCGGACAGAGAUGUGUGUUCCUCACCAGUACAUCUGCUGCUGCCGGCACUGAUAGGAGGAUGAGUUCCUUCCUUGUGUGUGAAAUAUUUGUGUUUUUUCUUUUUUUUUUUUAUAAAUAAAUUUUUUGCUUUGAGUGUGUAGUGGUCUCUCUGACACAAGAGCUUUGUCUGGUAGAGGAGUUCUGGUACUAGUUACAUAUCUCUUCAUGCUUGUUGAUGGAACAGCCAGGGGAGUGUCUUUUGUUGGCCACCAGUCUCUUUUAGAUGUGAGAAUGUCUUUUGUUUGUUUUUACACGAGAGAAUGAAUGCCAUUGCUGAUGUAGUUGUAGUAAUACAGCAAGAAAUUGCCAGGAAUGCAAUGCCUGCGAGGAAGAUGAGUGGAAGAAAGUGUCCAACUGUGCAAUGAUGCAGAGAGCAAAGUAUCUGCACCUUUCAGUUUUAUGUCACGACCAGAUUAUUUUUAUUUAAAGGGAAAAUAAUACACAAUUUCUUUUCAUACUUCAAAAUGUUUUUUUGUUUUUUAAAAUUUCUCCAAAAAGUUUUCUUUGGGGGAAGAAAGAAGACAAAAUAUUGGCCAAAUUUAUUUUCCUUUGAUUGUUACUGAAGACGGACAUGGUGCAGCUUUGCCAUAGGAUGCGUGCGGAUUUGAAACACACACACACACACACACACAUGUCUAUACAUGUUCUGAAUAUUGUGUCCCAUAACACUGCGGCGGGGACCGGUAGAGUGGAGCGUGCCCUGUGGGCUGUGGAAAUCAUCGUCGUACACUUUUUAAUCCAGUAACUCAUUCGCUUCUUGUUCUCAUUGACAGAGGUCCUGCUGGGUUGUGCUCCGCGCCACCGGCCCCGGCCGGCCUGUGUGGAGUGGUGUCUGUUGUUGUUGUUGUCUAGUGUCGUUAUUGUGGCAUUGCGUAUAAGUUCAUGAUUUGUAUUUUUUAUUACUAUGGUCAGAAAUACUUUCAUUUUACUUGUACAUAUUACAAGAGAUUGUCAGUUCAUGUGUCAGUCAUGUCCACUUCUAUUGAAUAAACUUUGUGAUUCCA